Molecule: messenger RNA, 1109 nt
Organism: Nasonia vitripennis (jewel wasp)
Lineage: Eukaryota; Metazoa; Arthropoda; Insecta; Hymenoptera; Pteromalidae
Product: zinc finger protein 512B-like
Exons: 4
Coding region: 1-672 (223 amino acids)
Source: RefSeq, a predicted model, not a curated record
AUGAUAUACUCGGUGUUGGCUACCAUCACGCUUCUACUAUUGAAAUGCAUAUCAGCAGAAUAUGGAAGUAGUGCAAAUUCAGGGUGGCAACAAUAUGCAUCGCAAGGCAUCAGUAACUUUGGUAGAAACGACUUAAACUAUGGAGGACAGAGGCAGGAUUUCAGUAUUCUAGGGUCACAUGGAGGAGGUUGGCACAAUGGUGGAGGUUGGAGUGGCGCUGGAGGAUGGAAUGGUCACAUCGGCAUUAGUAGUUCCGGUUGGAAUCACAAUCAGCAUAAUGAUCACCAUACAGCUGGGAUUCCAAUUGGAGAACAUAUUGAAAUAACGAAGCCAAUAGCUAUUCCUGUCAUUAAAAACAUCGGUAUUCCUUUAGCCCAACCAAUCGGCAUUCCUGUUGCUCACGUCACAGCAGUUGGAGUUCCACAGCCCUAUCCUAUUCACGUGCCAAUAGCUCAUCCGGUUGCUAUACCUGUAAUAAAAACUGUGGCUACAAUAAUUGCGAAAAAGGUUCCAUACCCAAUAGAAAAAGUUAUACCCGUCCCAGUAGAAAAACCGAUACCAAUCCACAUCGAAAAACAUAUCCCUGUACCAGUAGAAAAACCUUACCCAGUGCAUGUGCCUGUUUACAAACACGUUUUCCAUCAUCGCAAGAGUCAUGGUUGGCGUCGCUAGAGCUAUAAUCUCACUGAAGUCUACCUGAAAAAGUUCAGGAAGAGUAUUUGACCGAGAAGGAAAGUCAACAAAACAAAAAGCUGAUCACUGAUUCCGGAAGCUUAGCUUUAGUAAUCCGAACAAGAGUAAUGAAUAAGCUUAAUUAUUUCUAACCAAUAAUUUUCCUUCGAUUCAAAAACUACCAACAAAUUACUCUUUUACUAAAAAUUGACAUUUUUUAUUGCUUUUCAAAUUGUAUCCAUAAGACUUUCUAGUGUUUGUUAAAUAGUUGUAAAAUUAUAUUAUUACGUUGUUAGGAUAAUAUUAUUACGUACAAGCUAUUUUCAUAGAUAGAUAUUUGCCAAGCGUAAAGAAUUAUGUUAUGAUAGCUUUGUAUUAUACUAAUAUACGUAAAUAAUUUGUAAAUAUUUUUUAAUGUAAAUAUAAACUUUAUAUAU